Aedes aegypti (yellow fever mosquito) is the source of this 3202-nucleotide messenger RNA. RefSeq names its product heparan sulfate glucosamine 3-O-sulfotransferase 5 (gene Hs3st-A). NCBI's taxonomy places the organism in Eukaryota, Metazoa, Arthropoda, Insecta, Diptera, Culicidae. Gene Ontology annotation, molecular function: [heparan sulfate]-glucosamine 3-sulfotransferase activity. The record is from RefSeq and is a predicted model, not a curated record. The transcript is spliced from 8 exons. Bases 1315 to 2487 code for a protein of 390 amino acids.
AUUAGUAUCGCUAGCAGUGUGGCUGGCAUUAUUCGGUUAUUACAUAAAAUAUGGGAAAAGGAAAAUUGUUUCAUUACUGUUCGUAUGUGCGCUGAUAGUUUUCUUUGGCAAGUGCGAUUUUCUGUGCAGACGCGCUCUGAGUGUGUGAUCUAGAAUGCCGAAAUAAUCUUCGAUUAAAUACGAUAGCAACAAAGGAAGAGCAGCUUACUGUUCCAGCAAGAGGGAAAAUUUUGGCUCAAAUCUUGAGAGCUUUGAUGUGGAAUUGGUGAUUCUUUCACUAAGUGUUAUCCAUCGAAUGGUGUUCUCUUUUUCCCCAAAUGCAAUGAAAGGAAAAGAGGAAUAUUUUUGUCCUAUUGUGCCCGUGAAAAUUUCUAGCCGAAGGCUGCCCAUUGUUUGUCUUGCCGUGGAAUAAGCUUCAUCACCGUGGGUAAUGUGUAUAGCUGAAAUGCCCUUGGAUCAAAGUGGAAAAUAUGAAAAUUCGUCUCAGCUCACAAAUUCUUGUUCUGUGAACUGAGGGAAAAUCCCCAAGAAUACGAAGAAGUGUGUACGACGUGUGGAUGUUUGUGAUCAAUAAAAACACAAGGAAGAGAAUAUAGAAACAGCAGCAGAGUGAAAUCGUGAAGCUGAUGUGUGAGCAGGGUGAAAAAUCUUGCCCUUUUUGGUGAUUCUGGCAGCAGAUAGAAGCUAGGAAAACAGCAAGGCCCGGAAUGGUGGCGGGAAUAGCAGGAAUGCCACCUCUCAGUUAAAAUUUAGGUUAACAUGGAACCUUCAACGGAAACGGAUACAUAUCAAAUCGAAUGCCUCGUUUGUACGUAUAUACAACAAGAAUAGUGUAAGUGCUAGUGCAGGUGUAAGCCGUAAUCAGUAGCUUUAAAGUCGGAAUGAAUUAGAUGUCGAGAAUCCAGAAGAAAUCGAUAUCAAUACCUAUACAUAUCAUAUAAAGUGGCUUUCCAUUAUGAGUGCACGUGCAACCAGAAGUGUAAUGUGAUGAGCCAAGGCAGGAAGCAAUGUGAGAUGAAAAUCAAAUAGCAUCUAAUGAAAAAGUGCCAGCAAAAGCUUCGUCCGAAAGUGUGAGAAAGAGUGCUUUUCCAAAGCUCUCAGUGAAUGUUCGAUUAAUAGUAGUUGUAAAUGAAUGGAGUACUAAUAUAGUAAGAAGACGAAGAAGAAAAAUCAAUCAUCAGAUUGCAUCCCGCCACCUCCGGAGCAGCUUCUUGUUGUUGGUCCCACCUGUCCAGGGACAUCCGAUGCAUUCUCGCUGCAGAUGGAAUCAGCGGAAACGGAAAUACUAGGAUAUCGUUUCUGCUGCUCACACCGAUGCCCACAAAACGACGCGGUGAUCAAUUGAGGGAUUGCUCCGUUUCGCUGCCACUGGACAUUCUAUGGUUACCCAAGGCGGCUAUGAGGCCCAUUGGGCCACCCGACACCUCCCACUCAGAGUGCGUCCUCAUCGUAGGCGUAUCCCGUCCUAAGCUAGCGGCACUGUUCUUAUCGGUUAUGUUGUUAUCGCUUUUCCUUACGUUCCACAUUCUGUACGAUAGCGCCGUCUACAGCAUACAGGCGGCAACCGCUAUAUCCGAAAACAAGAUCGCCAUACUAACAAAUCACAUUCCGAAUCCACCGACGAUUAAUCAUCCCGUGGUAUUCCCCAACAGGAUCCAUUUCCCCAAGACGAGCAGAAGACUUCCGCAAUGUUUGAUAAUUGGAGUGAGAAAAUGUGGCACACGUGCGCUGCUGGAGAUGCUGUAUCUUCAUCCACGGAUUCAGAAGGCGGCAGGCGAGAUUCAUUUCUUCGACCGCGACGAAAACUAUCUCAAGGGGCUGGAAUGGUACCGAAAGAAGAUGCCUCACUCGUUCCGCGGACAGAUUACCAUCGAGAAGAGCCCCAGUUACUUUGUGACGCCAGAGGUACCGGAACGAGUUCGCGCAAUGAAUGCGACCAUAAAGCUGCUGUUGAUUGUGCGAGAACCGGUGACGAGGGCGAUAUCGGAUUACACCCAGCUCCGAAGUCACGCCGCAACGGCCACAUUGCCACAGCAACAAAGUUUAUCUUCCACAUCGCCACUAUCCAGGUCAUUCGAAGAUUUGGCGAUUCUACCAAAUGGAACCGUUAACGAAGCGUAUCGUCCACUGGCGAUAUCACAGUAUCACGUCCACGUGCACAGGUGGUUAGAGGUCUUCCCACGGGAGCAGUUACUCGUUGUCAACGGCGACCAACUGAUAGAGGAUCCCGUGUCGCAACUUCGCCGAAUCGAGGAUUUUUUAGGAAUCGAGCCCCGCAUCGGUAGCAACAACUUUUAUUUCAACGAGACGAAAGGUUUCUACUGCUUGCGCAAUGAAACCGGCGACAAGUGCCUGCGGGAGACGAAAGGCCGCAAGCAUCCGCGGGUCGAUCCCGUAGUGGUGUCCAAGUUGCGUAAGUUCUUCGUCGAACAUAAUCAAAAAUUCUACGAACUGGUUGGCGAGGAUCUUGGCUGGCCGGAAGAGUAAAUCUGGCCAACGUUCGCACAUUUUUCGUUCUCGUUCUGCUUUUUAUUUGCUGAUCGCAACAUUCCCCGUAUAUCGAGAAUCCAAUCGCACAAACGAAUGUGAGCGGUAUCUUCAAUUCUUCGAAACGUCCAUCAAAGGGCACACUAUGUAAAGGUGAGUGUUGAACAGAACUGAAUCAAACGAGAGGAGUCAGGUGAUGUAAGAAGGAAGAAACGAAACGAAGAUAGAAACAGGCAAGCAUUAUUACGACGGAGAAAGUGAGAAAGUGGUUACAACUAGCGCAACGUUUUUAAAACGGUUAGAUAGGUAUUAAUUAAUAUGAAAUCGAUAUUUUCCUAUUGCAGGGGUUGCUUAUGAGAAUAAUGGAUGAGCUCUGUGAAGGGACUGGUACCGGGUAAUGCUUGAGCACGUUUUAAUUAUGUUGUUCUAGUACGAGCACAGAGUUGAUUGCAAAAGUCUAAAAGCAUAUGAUUUUUUUAGACUGACUAAAGGAAAAUAGGGUGUAAUUUAAUCUCUUUCUACGAUCGUCCUUUUUACGAUUGUAAUCGUAUGUUUAAAAGAUUUGAAAUCCUAAAAGAUUGUUUUAUUAUAUCCAAUAUUUCUUUACUAUUGUUUGCUCAAUUGUUGCUAGUUUCAUUCAACCAUCGCUAAAAACUAAAAUUGUACUUCCAAACUUUUUGAAUCUUAUGGUGUAUUCUGUAUGUGAUUUAAUUUC